Molecule: messenger RNA, 4666 nt
Organism: Cynoglossus semilaevis (tongue sole)
Lineage: Eukaryota; Metazoa; Chordata; Actinopteri; Pleuronectiformes; Cynoglossidae
Gene: trpc1
Product: transient receptor potential cation channel, subfamily C, member 1
Exons: 14
Coding region: 744-3131 (795 amino acids)
Biological process (GO): calcium ion transmembrane transport; regulation of cytosolic calcium ion concentration
Cellular component (GO): plasma membrane; cation channel complex
Molecular function (GO): protein binding; inositol 1,4,5 trisphosphate binding; store-operated calcium channel activity
Source: RefSeq, a predicted model, not a curated record
GCUUUAGCAUUUUGUUUAAUUCACUGGAGUUUAGGAAAAUCUCAUAAAUAUUUAUCUUUUCAGCAGCCAUAAAAGACAUAAAACUAUCUUUAUUUUUAUCCUUCUCUUCUCACCCGUUUUAAUGUUGUAAACAAGUCAUAUAUUACAGGGUUUGUGUGGACGUGGUAGAGAUGGACAGCAUCACUGUCUGACACUGUCCUCAAACAGACCCAGAUGAAGUUUAACAUUUUGGCAGCUGCUUCCUCCAGAAGUGUCCUGAAACUCGGUGAGACCAUGUGUGUGUUUGAAGAGGAGGAACCACCACAUGCUCUGCAGACCGUUCGUCUCCUAACAGUCUGGGUUACAGCUCUACACAUAAUGGAGCUGCUGCUCAAAAGACAGAGUGACAGUUACACCGACCGUACUGUGUCGCUGUUGAAGCGGAGCAUGCGCGGUGCGCGCAGCUGUCAGCAGCAUCAGGACCAAAGCCGUGCACAGGAUGCUGCGAUGUUGGUGAAGUGAGAUGCGCGUGAACACGGUUGGAUAAACCAUCAUUAGACUGAACCCAUCACCUCCGGCAGCAGCGUCAUUCCCGGAGGCGGCAGAGAGUCGAGUUGGCACCGCGGCGCAGACGCGGAGCAGAUGCGCCCAUAAGACCACAACAACAGCACCGACUCCGAUGACUCUGCUGCGACACUGCGAUGGAUAAAAGAUUCCUCGUCGUCCCGUUUUAGGGACCGCAAGGUGCAAGUGUUCCCAGUGGGAUGCACAUCAGUGUCUGUCCCUACUCCCUGACCGUCAUCAUGGCAGCUCUGUACCAGGGCACGGACGCUUCCUCUCCGGAUAAAUUUCUGGCCUUGAAGGAUGUGAGGGAGGUGAAGGAGGAGACUACGCUGGAUGACAAGCUCUUCCUGCUGGCAUGCGAGAAAGGUGACUACUACAUGGUGAAGAAACUCUUGGAGGAGAACAAACACGGCGAACUCAACGUCAACUGCGUGGACGUGCUGGGCCGAGACGCCGUGACCAUCACCAUCGAGAACGAGAAUCUUGACAUCCUGCAGCUUCUCCUGGAUCAUGGCUGUCAGGCCACAGAUGCCUUGUUGGUGGCUAUAGACUCAGAGGUGGUUGGAGCCGUGGACAUCCUCCUCAACCACAGGCCCAGGAGAUCGUCCAAGCCCUCGAUUGCUAAACUGAUGCAGCGUAUUCAGAACCCAGAGUACUCCACCACCAUGGACGUGGCACCGGUCAUCAUGGCAGCCCACAGGAACAACUAUGAGAUCCUGACCAUGCUGCUGAAACAGGACAUCUCUCUGCCGCGGCCUCACGCCGUAGGCUGUGAGUGCACGCUGUGCAACGCUAAGAACAAGAAGGACAGCCUUCGACACUCCAGGUUCCGCCUGGACAUCUACCGGUGUCUGGCCAGUCCCUCACUCAUCAUGCUGACUGAGGAGGAUCCCAUACUCAGAGCCUUUGAGCUGAGUGCAGACCUGAAGGAGCUCAGUCUGGUGGAGGUGGAGUUCAGGAAUGAUUACGAGGAGCUGGCGAAGCAGUGUAAGAUGUUCGCCAAGGACCUGCUGGCACAGGCUCGAAACUCACGAGAGCUGGAGGUUAUUUUGAAUCAUACCUCCAGCGAAGAUCACGUGAACAAGAGAGGUCUGCUGGAGGAACGCAUGAACCUCAGCCGCCUCAAACUGGCCAUCAAGUACAACCAGAAGGAGUUUGUGGCUCAGUCCAACUGUCAGCAGUUUCUCAACACCGUGUGGUUCGGAGAAACGGCCAGUUACAGGAGGAAACACACCUGUCUGAAGAUGGCCACUGUUCUGAGCGUAGCCAUGCUCUGGCCGCUGCUCUCCGUCUGCUACCUUCUGGUUCCACGCUCACGUGUGGGUCAGAUCAUCCACACGCCCUUCGUCAAGUUCAUCAUCCACAGCGCCUCCUACAUGACCUUCCUGCUGCUGCUCAACCUCUACUCCCUGGUCUACAACGAGGGCAAGAAGAACACCAUGGGCCCCGCGCUGGAGAUGAUCGACUACCUGCUCAUCCUCUGGAUCAUAGGGAUGGUGUGGUCAGACGUAAAACGCCUGUGGUAUGAAGGCCUGGAGGACUUCCUGGAAGAGUCCAGGAACCAGCUGAGCUUUGUGAUGAAUUCCCUAUAUCUCGCAACCUUCGCUCUCAAGAUAGUUGCUCACAGCAAGUUUAAGAACGUGGAGGACACUGAGAGGAAAAACUGGGAUGCCUUCCAUCCCAUCCUGGUGGCCGAGGGUCUGUUUGCCUUCGCUAACGUUCUGAGUUACCUGCGACUCUUCUUUAUGUACACCACCAGCUCCAUCCUCGGGCCGCUGCAGAUCUCCAUGGGUCAGAUGCUGCAGGAGUUUGGGAAGUUCCUCGGCCUCUUCCUGCUGGUCCUGUUCUCCUUCACCAUUGGACUCACUCAGCUUUAUGGAGGGAAUGAGAAGGAGAAGAACUCACCACCCAGGGACUGCGAGGGCAUCUUCUGCCCACAGCAGAGCAACAGUGCAUUCCACAGCUUCAUGGGAACCUGCUACGCCCUCUUCUGGUACAUCUUCUCCCUAGCGCACGUCGCACUGUUCGUCACCCGCAUCAACCUAACGGAGGAGCUGCGUUCAUUUGUCGGCGCCAUGAUCAUCGGCACCUACAACAUCGUGGUGGUCAUUGUGCUGACCAAGCUGCUGGUGGCAAUGCUCCAUAAAAGCUUCAGACAAAUUGCCAAUCACGAGGACAAGGAGUGGAAGUUUGCUCGAGCCAAACUGUGGCUCAGUUACUUUGACGACAAGUGCACUCUGCCACCACCUCUGAACAUCCUGCCCUCCCCGAAGACCGUGUGCUACUUUGUGACCAGUAUGAGCAAGUGGAUCUGCUCACACACUUCGAAGGGCAGAGUGAAGAGACAGAACAGUCUGAAGGAAUGGAAAAACCUGAAACAGAAGCGUGACGAGAACUACCAGAAGAUCAUGUGUUGUCUGGUUCACCGCUACUUGACGUCCACGCGCCAGAAGAUGCAGAGCACAGACCAGGCCACCGUGGAAAACCUCCACGACCUACGCCAGGACCUCUCCAAGUUUCGCAACGAGAUGAGGGACCUGUUGGGAUUCCGGACGUCCAAAUACGCCAUGUUCUACCCGAGGAGCUGAACGUCUCGACAGGACAUCGGCCUCAGGUUUCUCUGGGAUUCUGUGCGACCCGAGCAUGAGCAAAAACGAAUAUUCGUAAGAUAAACUGCAUUUUGAGUCACAGACAUGACUUCAAAACUUGGAUUUAAUAAGAAAAAUAUCUAAAUAUAUAUAUAUAUAUAUAUAUAUAUAUAUUCCCAGAACAGCCUUCAGGUUAAGCCCCCUAGUGUAUUAUGCGGCUCUACAGCUUUUUUUUGUAAAUAAAGAAAUUGUUUUCAAAAGGACAAAUAAAAAUUUUGGAAAAUUCGCUGGAGCUUUAAUAGUCAAAAUAUUCGACCUGAAUCAAACCCUGCGUUCAAGACUUGAAUAUUCUUAGUGAUUUCUAUCUCUGAAAGUGAUAUUUGGACACUUUGGGCCAGAAAAGUGUCAGUUGUUGGACCAACAGUCCCACAGGCCCGGUCCGUUGAGACGCACGUUACACAUCAUCUGAUCCAGCCUCAUGAUUAGCAGCACAUAUUUCACUAAUCUCUGCUGACCCAGUUUGGUUUCUGUGCAACGACGGGAAAAAAACACACGAGGAAAACGUAGAUUUUUUUAUUUUAUUCGAGCAGUUGAAAACAGUAAAAUAUAAAUAACAUUCACAGACAUUAUUUUCCGUAUGAAAAUAUUUUUCUUUCACACCUCUUCCUUGUCAAACAACGACAGUGAGUAAAUGGUGAACACUAAUGUUGGUGCAUCCGUAAACUAAGAGGAAGAGCUCCAGCUACAAAGAUGUUUGUUUCACAUAAAAACCAGCAUAAAUAUAUAUAUAUAUAUAUAUAUAUAUAUAUUUGAAAGAGUCACGUACUGCAGAUAUUAAAUAUUGCACUUCAAUCACCACAUUAAGAAACCUCCAAGCCCCGCCCACUUCUGAACCCCAUCGUUACACAUGAGUUAUUCCCAUUUAGUAAAACUCAGUUGGAGGCCUAAAGGCUUAGAUAUAUAUUUGGGACGAUUUUUGACAGACUUUGUCUUUAAAUUAUAUUAAAAAUUAAACCCCAAAUUUCAUUGACAUUGCACACAAUCACAAUGGAGGACAACAAUACACAAAACGUGGAACGUCAAAGAAAACGUGCACAGACACAGUUUUAACAAAUAGGUCUGUGGUCUGUGGAAUUAUUACCCAAUCAGAUUCAGUUUACAGAACUACAGUGUAAUUAAACAGAAAUAUCACUUUACUGCAAUUAAAUGAAAUAAUCUGUGGUUUCCUUCCAUAGACUGUUAAUAAGAAACGGUCGUAUUUGGCUUUGGAAAACGACCCAAAAGAGAUCGGCUUCUCACUCAGAUUUCAGUAACAUUUCCUGAUGAUCUUAUUGACUGAAUACUUAGGUUUAGGUAUUUUUUUCUAAAUGCGAUUUUAAUUUCCAAAACCGACUUCUUCAUCUGUUCUAAGAAAUGAUUACAGACCUAAAAAGAAUCUUGUCUAGAACUUACAGAAACUUUUCUCCAAAAUGUUAUUCUGCACGCUCUACGGCUCAUGUUGACUUCAGGUGCUUUUAAAAUUACAGGAAAAAAAA